Messenger RNA from Sinocyclocheilus anshuiensis, 1593 nucleotides. RefSeq names its product sodium-coupled monocarboxylate transporter 1-like. The transcript is spliced from 6 exons. Gene Ontology annotation, biological process: propanoate transmembrane transport; sodium ion transport. Gene Ontology annotation, cellular component: membrane; extracellular exosome. Bases 387 to 1214 code for a protein of 275 amino acids. The record is from RefSeq and is a predicted model, not a curated record. Lineage: Eukaryota; Metazoa; Chordata; Actinopteri; Cypriniformes; Cyprinidae. Gene Ontology annotation, molecular function: organic acid:sodium symporter activity.
GUUAAUAACAUUAGGCUGCUUUUGUUAUUAAUAGGGAGUGAAUGGUCUAUUUGUAUCUCACACACAAGAAUAAACGCAUUAUCUGAUAACUAGAGAAAAAAAAAAACAUUGCAGUCCAACUGCAGUAAGUAAGGAGGAAAGAAUGUGAUAGGGGUGGGAUGAUGACAAGCAUGCAGCUCCAGGAACAAUCACAGUAAGUAACUUUGGCAGAGCCUCCCUCUGACUGAACAAACAUCUCUUUCUGUCUUAACACAAUCUCUGACCUAACAAUCUGCUUUCAAUGAGUAAGUUCCUGAUGGUCACCGAUAAUAUUUUGCAAACAGAGCCACAAAGGUUUCCUUGUAAAAUCAAGAGACCCUGUUAAAGAAGUUCAGACGUGCACAAAGAUGUCAAGUGCGACGUCCUUCAGUGUGUGGGACUAUGUGGUCUUCAGCUUAAUGCUGGUGAUCUCAGCAGGCAUCGGGGUUUACUACGCCUUCGCUGGAAGAGGUCAGAGCAGCUCCGCAGACUUUCUGGUGGGUGGACGGAGUAUGACAGCGGUGCCGGUGGCUCUGUCCCUGACAGCCAGCUUCAUGUCAGCCAUCACCGUUCUGGGGACUCCGGUGGAGGUGUAUCAGCACGGAGCCAUUUUCAUCCUCAUCUGCUUUUCUUAUGUUCUGAUGGUGGCUGUGAGCUCUGAGAUUUUCCUGCCGAUCUUCUACAGACUGGGAAUAACCAGCACCUAUGAGUAUCUGGAGAUGCGUUACAAUAAAGUAAUUAGACUAUUUGGGACAGUCCUGUUUAUCAUACAGACAGUCCUAUACACAGGUCUGGUUAUUUACGCCCCGGCUUUGGCUUUAAACCAAGUCACAGGUAUAGAUCUCUGGGGUGCCGUCAUUUCGACCGGAGUCGUCUGCACUCUCUACUGUACAUUAGGCGGUCUGAAGGCAGUGGUGUGGACGGAUGUAUUCCAGGUGGGCAUCAUGUUGGCUGGGCUCUUGGCUGUCAUCGUCCAAUCGGUGCUGCUGCAGGGCGGGAUCUCCACUAUCAUCAGUGACUCCACCCAGGGAGGCCGGCUCAACCUAUGGGACUUUGAUCCGAACCCCCUGAGGAGACACACAUUCUGGAGCAUCACAGUGGGAGGGACGUUCCUCUGGACCAGUGUCUAUGGUAUCAAUCAAGCUCAGGUGCAAAGAUACAUAUCAUGCAAGUCCCUGUUCCAUGCUAAAAUGUGAGCAUUGCACAAAUCAUAAAACCCAAAUUCACGCUAAAAGGAAUGCAAUAUGUAUCUGAACUACUUUUGUCUGUGUUUUUGUCUCUAUCCAGGGCUUUAUACAUAAACUUAGUGUCUCUCUGGGCUAUAUCAAUAUGCUCAGUGUUUUGUGGCUUGUGUUUAUACUCCGUUUAUAAGAAUUGUGAUCCAUGGACAGCAAGAAAGGUGUCUGCUCUGGACCAGGUACAAACCACGACAAUGCAUCUCAAAUGCAAAAAUUGUGCAUGUUACUAAAACUCCUAAUAACCUUUAUAUAUUUCUAUAAAAAAAUACUAUAUAUUAUAUAUUAAAUAACAUUAUCAAUCUGGAAUAUGCUACAUUAAUGUCUCUCUCUAUAAUAU